This is a messenger RNA of Diprion similis, 5460 nucleotides long. RefSeq lists its product as uncharacterized. The record is from RefSeq and is a predicted model, not a curated record. NCBI's taxonomy places the organism in Eukaryota, Metazoa, Arthropoda, Insecta, Hymenoptera, Diprionidae. The transcript has 6 exons. Bases 1 to 5460 code for a protein of 1819 amino acids. Gene Ontology annotation, molecular function: zinc ion binding; nucleic acid binding; catalytic activity.
AUGGAUAAUAACAAAACAAAAACAAACGUAGGAGAUAGGCAGUUAGAGGAGUUUGCCGGAGAUCCCUUCGCAAGAAGGGAUAGCAUCGGGAGGUCACCGCCGUCAACACCUACGGCGGAUCUGGUUUCCUUCGCUGAAGCGGUAGUCCCGAGGGCCAUGCCGAACAAGGGAGCAAUCCCAAAAGCAAGGUCGGAGGGAAAGAUUAACUGGGGUGGGCCGUUCGCAGGAAUGGCGAUGACCCUCAGCCUAGGGAGGGCGUCCGAGAAGUCCCCGGCCUCUGCGGGAGGCGAUGAAGCAAAGAAGGCAAGGGAUGCAGUGACUGCCCUUGCUAAAGCGAUUGAGGAGAUGAACCGCUUCACCAGGGAGCACAAAAACGCUCAUGCCUCCCUGAAAGAAGGUCUCAGCAAGGCUGCCCUGCUGAUGAGGCAGGUGGAACGAGGGUGGUGCUGGGCGGAGAAGGAGCUCGGCAGAUCUGGGGGCACCGCCGAACGCGCUACGACAUCGAAGUCAACCCAGACGGAGGCGCAACCACGCACGGCUGAGCGGGAAGAUGCCCUCCCGCGAUCGGACCAAGAAAUGGACGGCCUCAUUGGCGGGGCCAAGAGGAAGCAGACCUCCCCGUGCGCUAGCGCAACCGAAAAGCGCCCAUGCCCAGAGGCAGGUUCGAUGGAGGCAGGGGCUGCGAGGGCGGUCAACCUUACCCAAGCGGAGGAAGGCUGGACGCUAGCGGCCAAGAGGGUCCGGCCCAAGAGAAGGAAGCGCGGGGCCGCUGGACCCCCGACGCAGCUGAAAACGCCGCAACAGCAGCAGCAACAGCAGCAUGCACAGCAGAGGAAGAGCCAGCAGGGUGCCCUGAAGAUUGGCGGCCGGCGACAGGUGAGGCCGGACGCGGUCCUCAUUAAGACGACGGGUGGGGCGGCUAACUACGCCGAGGUCCUCAAGAAGAUCAAGCGGCAGGUGGACCCAGAAAAAACCGGGGCCCAGAUUGCCGCGGUAAAAAAGACCAGGGGGGGAGACGUCCUGGUCGAGCUGAAGCGGGGCAGCAGUGGAGUCCAGGCCCUGAGGGACGCAGUGGCGGGGGCACUAGGGCAAGGCAGCAAGGUGGCAGCCCUUGAGCCUAUGCUCACAGUUGAGGUCAGAGAUCUCGACGAUGUCACCGAGGCGGGUGAAGUGAAGGAGGCGCUGACCAGCACCCUACAAGUCGAAUGUGCUGAAGAAGUGAGAAUGAGGAGAGGGUAUAAUGGGACCCAGGUCGCGUUAAUACGGCUUCCGGAGCGAACGGCCAGAAGGAUCCUGGCCGUUGGUAAGAUCAAGGUAGGCUGGUGUAUUUGUAGGAUACGCGAACGAGUCACCGUGGUCAAGUGCUUUCGGUGCCAAGGAUACGGCCACCGGAGCGGGGAGUGCGUGGGAGCGGACUGCUCCAACGCGUGCAGGAGAUGCGGUAAGGCGGGUCAUAAGGAGAAGGACUGCCAGGACAGCCCGAGCUGCGUACUGUGCGGCAGGAAUAACUGGAGGGCCGACCACUUUACAGGGAGUGGAAGAUGCAGGGCCUUCAGAGAAGAGCUGACGAAGGCGAAGGUGAGGCACAACAGGGACUCGGCCCUGGAGACCCGGAGGACUGGUGUCAGGGAAAAAGCUAGCCAGGAAGCAGCGCUUCUUUCUCCCAGCAACCGCGAGGUGGAGUUCCGAAGGAGGGUCGGAUCCGUGAGUCGAGCCGCCCAGGACCUACUCGCGCAGACCGCGGCGGCUUUGGGGGUUAGCAUCCUGCUGGUAUCCGAGCCUAGCAACACGGGCAAGGCAGGACUGUGGAUGCCCGACCGUAAGGGGGAUGCGGCGAUCGCAGCAACGCGGAACUUCACUGGCAACAUAACACCGGGUGGAAAAGGUGAGGGCUUCGUAUGGGCUGAAAUUAACCAGACCUAUGUUUUCAGCUGCUACUUUUCGCCCAACGCGAGGAUCGAGGACUUUGAGAGGCAACUUGACGAGCUGGAGGCGCAGGCCAGAGCACUGGGUAACAGAAUCCUCAUAGCGGGCGACUUCAACGCGAAGUCACCUUUGUGGGGGUCUGAGAGAUGGGACGACAGGGGCCGAAUCGUGGCGGACUUUCUAGCCAGGCUUGACCUCAUCCCAAUAAACACGGGGGAAGCUCCGACCUGGAAGAGAGCGGCUACUGGCUCGAAGUCGGUCAUCGACAUCACGGUUGGCAGCCCUUGCGUGGCAGCCGAGAUGCGCGAAUGGAGGGUCCUGGAGGAAGAGAGCUUGAGCGACCACAGCUACAUCUACAUGGAGUGGGCGCACAUCAGCUCGGGCAACCGGACGCAGCGAGGAAGCGGAGGCUAUCUAGGGACAACAGGCUGGGUCUCCAGGAAGCUAGACAAGGCGGCCAUGGUGAACUCCCUCGCCGAGGAGAAGCGGAAACGCGGGAGCCGACCAACAGAUACCGGCGACUCGGAGGUCGACGCGCUGAUGAAUACCAUCAUUAGGGCAUGCGACGCAGGCAUGCCAAGAAGGAAGCCCCCUCGAGGCAAGCCCGCAGCGCACUGGUGGACCGAUCGGAUCGCCCAGCUCCGACGGGAAUGCGUAAGCGCCAGGAGACGGGCUCAGCGCGCACGAGCUAAAAGCAGGGAGGCGGACGCCAGCAUGGCAGCCUACCGGACGGCGAAGCGGGACCUCAGAAACGAGAUCAAAGCCAGCAAGGCCAGGUGCUGGGAGGAGCUCUUGCAGGCGGUGGAUGAGGACCCGUGGGGGCUGCCGUAUAAACUAGUCACCAAGAAGCUGGGAGUGCUACGGCAGCCGGACGACCCGGUGACCGUGGAAAACAUAUUAACCGAGUUGUUUCCGGUCCACAGGCAGUCGGAGAGGAGCAUCCUCGGGGCAGCCGCAACUGGCCCCCACCCCGAGCCCUUCACCUUGACGGAGCUGUACCACGCAGCUAGGAGGAUCAGCGGAGGCAAGGCACCUGGCCCCGACGGCGUGCCUGGGGAAGCCCUGGCAGUGGUCGCGGAGAACUACCCGGAGGCACUGCUCAGGGCGUUCAACGAGUGCCUACAACAGGGGAGUUUUCACCCGAGGUGGAAGCGGCAGAGGCUGGUCCUGCUACCGAAGGGACAGGCCAAAGAGGGAAGCGGGCAAAAAUACCGGCCCAUCAGCCUGAUCGAUGUGACGGGGAAGCUGCUUGAGAGGCUCCUGCAUGCCAGGUUGGAGGCCGCCCUCGACGCGUCUGGGGGCUUAGCUGACAACCAGUACGGCUUCCGAAGGGGCAGGUCCACGAUCCACGCCAUCGACGAGGUCGUUGACAUCGCGAGGAAAGCUAACGAGCGGAAAGGUCGCUUCGCUACCCCCUGCUUGAUGGUGCUUUUGGACGUCAAAAACGCCUUCAAUGCAGUUGGGCACCAAGUCAUACUGGACGCGCUGGAAAGGAGAAACGGCAUGCCGGCGUACCUCGUCGGGAUGGUCGGGAGCUACCUGGAAGACAGGCUGCUUCUGUACCGUACCAGCGAGGGAGAAAAAACCCGUCGGCUUUCAGCGGGUGUGCCGCAGGGGUCGGUCCUCGGGCCGCUGCUGUGGAACGUGGCGUACGACGACCUCCUCCGCAUGAAAAUGCCGGAUGGAGUAACCACCGUGGGCUUUGCAGACGACGUGGCGCUGGUGGUGACGGCGAGGACGACUGACCUUCUUGAGGCCAAAACCACCGAGGCAGUGAGUAGCGCCUGGGCAUGGCUGACGCAAAGAGGACUGGACCUGGCGGAGAAGAAGACGGAAGUGGUGGUGCUCACGCGGCGCUACACGCUGAAUGUCAACCCGAUCCAGGUCAAGGGGCACGAGGUCACUCCCACGGGAAGCGCGAAGUAUCUCGGCGUGACCAUCGACGCCAAGCUAAACUUUGCUGAGCAUGUCCAGCAGGCAGCCAGCAAGGCAAUGGUUGUGGCGGCGUCCAUUGGGAGGCUAAUGCCCAAUAUUGGGGGUCCGGUCAGCGGCAGGAGAAGACUCCUGGCCAGCGUCACCUACUCCGUGGCGUUGUACGGGGCUCCGGUGUGGGCCGACGCCCUAAGCACGCAGAGAAAUAGGAGCAGACUUGAGGCGGCGGGAAGGGCCUGCGCCCUCCGAGUGGUGUCAGCAUACCGCACGGUCUCGACGCCGGCCGCCAUGGUGCUAGCGGGACUAAUCCCCCUUCACCUCCUGGCUGCUGAGCGCAAAAGAAUAUCAGACGCGGAGACGCGAGGCGGGAGGCUGAGUAAGCUGGCUAGAGGCAGGCUCAGACGCGACGAACGGGAGCAGACGGUCAAGAAAUGGGACGAGGAAUGGAGGGCGGAGAACAAGGGGGCAUGGACGAGGGUCGCAAUACCCUCUGUCAUGCCCUGGUUUGACAGGGGACACGGCCGGAUGAAUUUCCACCUCACACAGGGGCUAACUGGCCAUGGAUGCUUCGGUGCGUACCUACAUCGCAUUGGAAGGGAAGAGACAGCAAAGUGCCACCACUGCGGCGAGGCCUUGGACGACGCAAACCAUACCUGGUUUGUAUGUAAAGCCUGGAACAUGCAGAGGGAAGAUAUGUGGAGGGCCACGGGACGCGUCCAGGGUAUCCAGGACCUAGUGAAGGCGAUGCUCGAAGGCCCAGAGAAGUGGAAAGCCGCGGCUGAUUUUACCGACGCAGUGCUGCGCGCGAAGGAAGAGGCUGAGCGAAGGAGAAGAAGGGAAGGCCGGACAGUGGGUCAGCAGGCUAACGGCGCGGCCUUGCCUCAAUCGCAAAGAAUGUGCAGCACGAGCACCUGGGGAGCAAGCCCGGGUGACCCAGAACAUCCGGAGACAUCGCCGGCGCUGGCCACCGGCCGACGGACUCGACCUGGAAUGCGCCGAGCCAGCAAUUGCGACAGCAUAGCUGACAGCGAGGGCACAGAAGUGCAAUGCAGGACGAUGGAGCGCAUAGCUGACGAUAAUGCAACUCCAAGAAGAAGGUGUCAGCACCGCCAAGGCGAGCAGCGCAGCACAGCGCAAAAAUGGCCGACAGCGCACGACAGUGAUGGCCGACAGCGUACGGCAGCGAUGGCCGAAGAAGCGAGGCAACGCCCCAACGUCGGGCGGAGCGGCCAGCCGCUGACCGGCUACCGAGCGCCGACCAAGGCGGCACGGGGGCAGCACCUCACGGGUGACCGAGGCAGCGCUAGGCGACUGACGUCACGCGCAAGCGGGGCCCGGGCUGCCGAGGCGACGCCGCCGCUGGAAUGCGCCGAGUCAGCGGAAACCGCGUGGGCAGCGCAGUGCAACACGCGGCGCGACCAAGAUAUAACGCAAGGGGACAGCAAUCUGCGAGGCGAAGUGAGCAUUAGCUAUAUCAGCAGCGAUCUAGCGGCAAUCUGUGAGCUGUAUCGUGGGUUAGAUUUACUGAGUGACAGUAUAGUGAGCACGCCAAAUAAGCAUGGCUUAACGAUUGGUGAAAUUAGUAGAAGAGACAAGUGGUGA